AGACUAACAGCACAUAGAAAUGCUAUUCAUUUAGGAACCGACAAGGAUGACUAAAUUUUUGCAUAACGUUUCAGAUAACAGCUCGUAAAUCUAAAAAGGAAACAGAGAGGAAUCGGCGCAGCGUGUUGCUGGUGACCAAGCGCGCGCGCCUCCAUUUAGCUUACCGUUUCUUCUCACCUCUCCAAAACGUGUUCUAGCUGUUUUAGCUCUUUGUGUGUGUUCAUACCGUGUAAUUAUCAACCCUACAGCUCCUUCGCGGAAGCUUCUGCCGCUCUGCUCUGCUGCAUUUCGCUGUCCUUUCCAUUCUGAAGGACGCGUCAGGGUUGCAGCCCGUAGAUCUCCACUGUUCAUGUAGGAUGCAGCCCGCCGCCUGGUGACAAACCUGCGGUCAGCAUCGCUUUAAGCCCACCUACCUGCUGCACCUCCUCUCUACCGCUGACUGAGGAGUCGUGAAGAACAUCCCACCCGGAUCUCUUAUUAACGACCUCUCCGUCUCAUCUGCAGCAAGGCAUCCCGCACAGCAGAGCCCUAACAGAAAUCACAGAAAUGGAGCAAGUUGAUGUGAGCCAAAACAAAAUGGAGGAGGAUGGACCAAGCCGUGGAGCAGAGGGAUCGUCAGCACCUUCAGGCCAGGACGCAGGCACUGAUUCAGGCGCCGGCCAACCUCCGGCGCCUCCAAGACCUCGGCGGCCCCAGAGAACUGCCAGGGUUGAGGGAUCUGUAGAUAUUUCAGAACCUGGAGUUGAACCCAACACAGAAGUCGGUCCAUUAAUGAACCAGAAUCAGAGCUCUCCUGACGGCGCUGUGGUAAGUCACACCAAACCGCGCCCUGUUGGCGAGCACACCGGGCCAAGCAUUAAGGCAGGUCCAAAGGGUCCAGGUCACCACCCGGUCAGAGCAGCCUCCAUGCCCCAGCCACCUGUCCCCUCCCACCUGAACCCGCAUGCACAGAGAGCCCUGUCUGUGGCCGGCACUGCUGACACUCAGCCCCAGACUCUGGAGGACUUCAGGCUGCACAUCAUCACCUGGAACGUGGGCUCCGCCACGCCGCCCGAUGACAUCACCACUCUGCUGGGACUGAACGUGGGGGACGGAAACACUGACAUGUACAUCAUAGGGCUGCAGGAAGUGAACUCCAUGAUUAACAAAAGACUCAAAGAUGUCCUCUUCACAGACCAGUGGAGCGAGGUCUGCAUGGAGAGACUGAGCCCCUUUGGUUAUGUGCUGGUGACAUCCCAGCGAAUGCAGGGCCUGUUACUGCUGGUUUUUGCCAAAUACUUCCAUCUGCCUUUCCUCCGUGGAGUCCAGACAGAGACCACCCGCACAGGGCUGGGGGGUUACUGGGGCAAUAAAGGUGGUGUUAGUGCCCGAAUGAUGGUGUUUGGCCACAGCAUCUGCUUUCUGAACUGUCACCUCCCUGCUCACAUGGAAAACCACGACGAGCGCAUGGAGGACUUUGAGAGCAUCUUGCAGCAGCAGCAGUUUGAGGGCCAGACAGCCACCGGUGUUCUGGAUCAUGAUCUUGUGUUCUGGUUUGGAGAUCUCAAUUUCCGCAUUGAAGACCUGGAAAUCCAAGCUGUAAAAUCAGCCAUAGACAACAACAAGUUCCCCAUGUUGUGGGAGAAGGAUCAGCUAAACAUGGCCAAAGACAGUGAGACGGUAUUGGAAGGAUUUCACGAGGGGCCGUUGAAAUUUCCCCCCACCUACAAGUUUGAUGUUGGAACAAACACAUAUGAUACAAGUGGGAAGAAGCGUAAACCAGCUUGGACUGACCGGAUCUUGUGGCGCCUUAGGGCCACAGCGCCAGCUGCUCAAAAUGUGGGGAAGCGUGGUUCGAUUUCAGGACUGAUCAGCGGGAUCAAAGUGACACAGCACUGCUACCGAAGCCACAUGGAGUACACCGUCAGCGACCAUAAACCAGUGUCGUCCAUCUUUACCCUGCAGUUCCCAUACAGGGUGGACAUUUCUUUGGUCACUCUGAUAGUAGAGGAUGAGUGGAACAGUGUUGAAGAUGCGAAGGUGAUAUUCAAAGUGGUGCCCAACUUCUCUCGCAGCUCAUGGGACUGGAUCGGAUUGUACAAGGUGGGUUUCAAGCACCAUAAAGAUUACGUUGGAUAUGUGUGGGCAAAGCAGGAUGAGUCUGAUUUUCUCCGACAGGAACAUGAGGUAACCUUUACAGAGGAGGAAUUACCCAAAAGCUCAGGGGACUUUAUCUUGGGUUACUAUAGCAACAACAUGAGCACCAUUGUAGGUGUAACAGAGCCAUUUCAGAUCCAGCUACCCACUGUCGACCACGAGAGCAGCUCUUCAGACAGCUCUGAGUUCAGCUCAGAAGACGAUAGCACCGUUGUCAUGAAGAUGAGGUCACGCAGUCCAAGUCCACAUAAGGGCAAACGCUGCGGGCACCGGAGCGGCAGCCGCAGUCACUCUGGGAGUCGCUCCAGCAGCCCUGCAGAGUCCAAGGUGAAGGCACUCAGCAUUACCGACGGGGCCGCUGCAGGGAGCGGGUCUGUUGGACGCCCAGCAGAGGGCAGCAGUAACCAGGCGUCUGAUUCCGGGAAAACAGACAAAAAAGCGAAGGCUUCAGGAAUGUGAGGGUGUUUUUACAGAUUACAUAACCAACUGUUGUGUCUUUAUUUCAUACAUUCAGCGCUCUGUAUGUUUUCUGUGCAGAAAAUAUACAGUUUAUAUUGCCAUCUUUUUCAGGAAUAGUCAUCUGGUUUGUCAGAUGGUUCUACUUGGCCUUGAGUAAUUUUAUUAAGCUGUGCACUUGGCAUGUUUUAUUUAUUUUCUAAACCUUUCACUCUGUCAGUGUUUUCUCUACCUUUGUCCGUUCUCAGGUGUAGACAGUACAGGAAGCUGACAACCUGCUUUAAGAUUUACUCGCAGAUCACAGUUCUAAAGCAAUCAGUCAUCACUAUCACAGCACAAUUUGAUGUAUCAAGAAGUUGGCUCUGAGUAGUGAAAAUAAACAAGGUGACAUUUAUGUAUUCUGGAACAGGUAGGCCUGAUAGAAGUGAAUUCAAACUGUGUACAGUGUCUUACCAAAGUAUUUUUUUACUCCUAAAAAUUGUAAACAUUUUAUCACAUUACGACAUUAAAUUAUGGGAUUCUAUGGGAUUAUGGGAUUCUACCUUUGCAAAGUAGUCCUUAUUAGUGUUUUUACAAAUCCAAAUUUUAAUCACACUAAAAAAACAACAUUUUAAUAAACAGCUUUUUCAAUGCAAUGCAACAGAUGAAAGUCUUCUUGCACAUGUAGAUGCUAAAUACUUUGUCAAUUCUUUCCAAAAAUCGAGCUCUGUCAAAACAUGUCAAGUCUCGGCAUAGAGUUUAAACAUGCAGUCAGAAUUUGGAUGCAGACAUGAAUACGAUUCAAACAUAAAUCACAGAUGCAGACCUUCAGGAAUAAAGCCAGCAGUGUAGGACAACAGGAGUUUUGAUGCACCUGCAUCAAUUUUAAGACUAUAAAUAAAAUCCUCUUUUUGUUUUGCUUUUUUAAAAUCUAUUAAUAAAGGAUGAUGGAUUAAUGAUACUCUUGAUAACUUAUAAAAUGCAGACCUUUUAAAAUUCAGACUUGUAAAUUCCUCCUCUUCAUCACUGCAUCAUUCCAUUGACAUGUAAACCCAUUUUACCCCUAUAGAAGUCAGGUAAAUGCCUUCCUUAAUAAGUCAGGAUCAAAUGGAGGCAGACUGACUACCCCAAUUGCUGUCCAUUUACAAAACUUUAAGGUGACAAAAAGAGGAAGCUCUGUCCUGAUCUCUAUUCUUUUGCUGCCUCUAAGAGGUUUUCCUUUGGGAUAUAAAUUCCCUCUAGUUUUCCUGUUUCUGCUGAUUAAAUUCACCGCCAUAGUAUCAUGAUAAGGGUUUUAUCAUUUCACGUUCACAGAUGUUCAGGAUGGCGUACCAUUUUUGUUUUUAUCCACACAGCAUGCUAUAUGAAGACCACAAGAUUUGGAUCUCAUAACCUGAGUUCCUACUUCCUCAUGUUUGCAGUGUAUCCCUGCAUAUAUUUUAGUUUUUACAUAGGGUACGUUUCCAUUCUUUCAAAAUGAUAACUUUUUUCCCACUUUUUAAAUCAGCCUAGACCUGUAGCGUCCAUAAGGGAUACCUGUCCCUUCAAUAUAUUCUCAGUGAGACCUGUGCUGUGGAAGCCUGUAGCCUGUCCUCCAGAGUUACCAUGGGCCUCUGGGAUGCUUAUCUGAUAAAUGCUCUCUUUAUCCCACCUGUCAGUGUCAGAGGAUGGCUUAAACAUAAGUUUGAGUGCAUCAACCAUGGCGUUUUACACUUUUGGUUGAGGGUUUAAACAGUGCUCUAUAAACUGAUCCAAACAUCUUUAGCUUUAUCCCUGACUGUCUGCUCUAUUCCUUGGUCUUUAAUGAUACUUACAGAUAUUUACUGUUCUAUAAUACACAUUUGAGACUAUGACUUUACCUCCACCUCGCAAUCAUUAGGGAUGUCUGUCACAUAAAAUUCCAGUAAAAUACACUAAAAUACUUUUGCAAGGCACUGCAUUAACUCCUUGCCAGUCUGAAGUGGGUCAUUCAGGUGUGGGAAUGAAAAACCAGGUACAGGACUUAGUUUCAACCUUUGCAUUUCUAUUUCAAGGACAUAGAUGGGAAUCAAUUGCUUAGUUAAAUGAACAAAUGAAGGGAAACAAGGCUGGCUUUUUACUUUCUGGACCUCAAUUGUCCACCUCUGCUCAUGUUACCCGUUACUGUACAGCGGAAGCUGUAUAACUUGGCUUGCCAUGCAGAUAAUCCCCUGCUUUGAUCAGUCAGUUCAUUAAGAUGUUGCACAAUUAUGCAGGGAGCCGUUUAUAAGAAAUGUGCAUUUCCUAGGUGCGUUAAGAACAGGGAAGAACCAAAGUGAGUCUGGAGCAAAGGUUCUGGAAGCCCUCAGAUGCACAACAUGUGCUAGUCUGAGGAGUAAGAAGUGCGCACCAGAAGUGAGCACCUUUAAAUAGUCGCCAUAUGUGUGGGUGGUGGUGUCGGCUGUCGCAGCACAGCUGCCUCGCCAGAACUGAUUGAGUAACUCUCGGCUGGGCCUGCACUACCAAGUCACAACAAUAUCUGAGCUGAUCCUGUGUGACUUUUUUUUUUUUCCCUGGACACAACUUCCUCAUAUAAUUCAUUUUUUUGGGUUUGUUUUUAAGUCUGUAUUAAAAAAUAAAACACAACAACAUGUAAAUCAGGACGAUUCCCAAAGUUUAUGUUAAUGUAUUUAGCAGACGCAUUUAUCCAAAGCGACUUACAAAUUAGGCCUAAUGACCCACACUGGGUGGGGGGGGGGGGGGGGGGGGGGGGGGGGCGUCUGAAAGGAAGAUUUUUUUCAGAAAUCACUGUUAUGUGAACCCUGUAAUGUAAAGUAGGCCAAAUGAAACUAAAUCAAGUAAAUAGAUAUAUCAAUAAAUGUAAAUGUCACAAAAAACUAUUUAAUGACCCAUGUAAUAUAAAUACUAAUUUCCUAUUAAAAAUUGCAUAUUUGAAUCAUUAUUUAAUUAUUAAAUAAUCUUCAAAUUAUAAAAUGCACAAAUAAUUGAUAUAGUUAUAUAUUAAAAUACAAAAAUCAAGCAAUUAAUUAUAUUUUUAAUUCAUUUAAAAAUACUUUUUUUUGUUGUAUGUACUGUAUAAAGUUAAUAAACAUUUUUUUAGGGGUUUUUGUCAGUCUCAUGCACUACUAUUUUUGGGGUCACAGGCUGAAAUUUUGGGAGCCCUCCUGAUUCAAAUCAUUUUCAAAUCAUCAGUUUUUGGCUCAGACUAUAAAGUUUAAUUUGGAUCAAUUCACUGAAGUGGGCAUGAAAUUUCAAGGAUUAAUCUGCUAGAGUAUCUCAUUGUACUUUUAGGUCUCAUCAUUUAACACCACAGUGGGAGUACAAAGGAUGAAAUGACUUAAUGCUUUAUUUUAUUAAAAAAUUUCUGUAUUUCUCAGAUCUGUCUCCCAUUGAUGGUAUCACUAAGACCAUAACAGUAGUCUCAGUCAUGGUGUUUCAUAGUUACUGUGAUCUCUGAUGCAUCGUUAUAGACGUGUAACUUUGAGGCUGUUAGAGUAGGACCGUGCCGUGGCCGUAACUCCUGUAUGUCCAUAGUUAGCUGUCUAUGUAUGUGUUAUUUCUGAAAGCGUGUGUGUGUGUGUGUUUGUGUGUUUUAAAUGAUGGAUGGAUGAGUUACAGAAGCGGUGAAUGGGACCAGGGCUGUACCUGCAUGGUUUGCUGCUGGACAUACUGUACAUUCCGGUACUGUUGUUUUUUUUUUGUGCCGUAAAGUGCUGUUUUUGACUCCUCUUUGUCAUAUAUUUGUGACUGUGAAAAUUCUUAGAAGAAAUGUGGUGAGGACAGGAUACAUUUCUGACUUCAAUAUUAGAUGUAAGUUUAAGAAAUAACGAGUAGAUAUCCUCAGAAAAAAUAAGAGAUGAAAUGAAUCUUUCAUGUAUUUUCCAGAUUUUUGAAACUGAUUAAAAAAACAACUUGACAUUUGUUUGACAUGAAAAAUGAUUGUCCAGGUUUAGAUAAUUUAGAUAUGUUCAGUAGUGCAUUCAUGAUUUGUGACUAUUGUGAAAUGUCUGCUGAAUCUUACCUGUUUGGUAAUUGUGUAGAUUGAAUAUAGAAAAUAUGAAGUAUGUGAAGAAAAAUCAUAGGUAUAAAUAUAUAUAUAAGAGACAAUCUAUAUCAUAAAGAUUAUUUUACUUAAAUUAUGUAUUUAUUUUCUUAUGUAACUUUUAAAUGAGCCUAAAUUCUGCUGGCCAGUGACAGAGCUUUAUUUCAGGGCAAAUAUUCAAAUUAUAUCUGAGAUUAUUUGUUUCUUUUUCUAAUAAAAGGAUUUAAUUGUUUCUAUAUUAGUAAAUGAAAACUCCAUUGUCAUGAGUGUAUAUGGUUUAAUCUACACGUGGUUUAAUAAUUGAUAAAGUAAUAUGAAGUAAAUGAUUAUAAUUUAUGUUGAUGAUCUAUAAAGUAGUUUUUUCUCUGUUCAAGUCUGGGCUCAAAGCAUUUAGUAGAUUGUUUAUGGUUUUCUUGCUUUGUUCUCUAACCCCUAUCUAGUCCAACACUGUUCAAAGGAAUAAAGUGUGAUAUUUUAA
This is a messenger RNA of Cyprinodon tularosa, 7070 nucleotides long. It is a transcript of the gene inpp5jb, whose product is annotated as inositol polyphosphate-5-phosphatase Jb. Bases 547 to 2595 code for a protein of 682 amino acids. Gene Ontology annotation, biological process: phosphatidylinositol dephosphorylation; negative regulation of peptidyl-serine phosphorylation. The record is from RefSeq and is a predicted model, not a curated record. Gene Ontology annotation, cellular component: plasma membrane; ruffle; cytoplasm. The transcript is spliced from 14 exons. Gene Ontology annotation, molecular function: phosphatidylinositol-4,5-bisphosphate 5-phosphatase activity; phosphatidylinositol-3,4,5-trisphosphate 5-phosphatase activity. NCBI's taxonomy places the organism in Eukaryota, Metazoa, Chordata, Actinopteri, Cyprinodontiformes, Cyprinodontidae.